This is a messenger RNA of Aphidius gifuensis, 6783 nucleotides long. It is a transcript of the gene mbc, whose product is annotated as dedicator of cytokinesis protein 1. The record is from RefSeq and is a predicted model, not a curated record. The transcript is spliced from 6 exons. Gene Ontology annotation, biological process: small GTPase-mediated signal transduction; cell migration. NCBI's taxonomy places the organism in Eukaryota, Metazoa, Arthropoda, Insecta, Hymenoptera, Braconidae. Bases 252 to 6164 code for a protein of 1970 amino acids. Gene Ontology annotation, molecular function: small GTPase binding; guanyl-nucleotide exchange factor activity. Gene Ontology annotation, cellular component: cytoplasm; plasma membrane.
CUUAUCUGGAUGCUGGAUCAGUUGUCUCACUGUUCAACUUGUGUCACUUGUUUGUGUUAUUGUGGAUAAUAUAUGAAAUGCAUGCUUCGAUAAUCAUCAUAAUAAAAAACAACAUUAUGGUUUCAUUGUGUUAUCAUACUUGUGUUUCAGUUUGAUUUAUAAAAUUACUUUUAUAACUCGAUAUAUAUAUUCUUAUAUAGCUAUAACUGGUUUUACACUUUUUGGUGAUAAUCGGUCAUUCAGUUACAAAGAUGUGGAAAAAAACUAAUCAAGAUCACGCUGUUGCGAUAUAUAAUUAUCAACAAGAAGGACCACACAGAUUAUGUCUCUUGAUGGGUGACGUUGUUCAAAUUCUUGAAGAAUCUACUGAUUGGUAUUUUGGAUGUACUCGGUAUAAGGGAACAAAAGGAAUAUUUCCAAAAUCGUAUGUAUGUCUUAUGUCACAAUCAACGAACGAAGCCCUUAUGCAAGAAAUAACAAGUGUGUUGAGAGAAUGGGGAUACUAUUGGAAGCGACUGUAUGUUAUGAAUUCGAGUAACUUUCUCAGCAUACAACAGCAAAUAUUUGAACUCGUUGUUUAUAGAAGUAAAAUUUUGAGUGGUACAUUAACAAUUGAUGAAUUAAAAGAUAUGAAACGACUGGCUACUGCUCGAAUAGAUACUGGCAAUCAAUUAUUAGAUCUGGAUAUGGUUGUGCGUGAUAAACAUGGUAAUAUACUUAAUCCUGAACAUACAAGUAUCAUCCAAUUAUAUUAUCAACAUGAAAAAGCUACGGAAAGAAUAAGAAAAGCAACGACCGACACAAAACCAACAAAACCUCCAGUACCUGUUUAUUCUUAUACAUUUUUUGUGAGUGUUAAAAAUUUUGUGUGUAAAAUGAUGGAAGAUGUUGAAUUAUUAUUGCGAUUAUAUGAUGCCAAAGAUGGAAAAGCUAUAACUGAAAAUUAUAUUGUUCCAUGGAGUAAAGAAGGCUUAACAAGAGAUAUUGAUCAAUUGCACAAUUUACGAGUUCUUUUCAGUGAUUUUGGAGCUCGUGAUUUAAUGAGAGAUAAGGUUUAUUUGGUAUGCUAUGUUAUUCGUAUUGGAGGAAUGGACAUGAAGGAUUCUGAUCCUAGACGAUCGAGUAUUCAAAAUAAUCCAAAACUAAAGACAAGUGUAGAGAACAUGAGACGACCAUUUGGUGUUGCAGCCAUGGAUGUAUCAGUUUAUAUAACAGGGAAACUUGAGGCUGACAUUGAACACCAUCAUUUUAUACCUUUUCUACAAUGUUGUGAAAAAGAGAAUCUUGAUGGAACAUUACGACGAAUUCUUGCACAAAAAGAAAAUGGUACAUUGAGAAACUUAAACACUAGCCCUAAUAGUAUGAUGGCUGGAGGUGGACAAGGCUUAUGGGUUAGUUUAAAAUUAUUCAAAGGAGAUAUCAAACAAGUACGAGAAGAAUAUCCACACUUAGUUUUAGGAAACGUUGCAAUAUCACGUAAAAUGGGAUUUCCUGAAGUUAUAUUACCUGGUGAUGUGAGAAAUGAUCUCUAUUUGAGAUUGUCUCAUGGUGAUUUUAGCAAAAGUUCAAAAUCAACUGAUAAAAAUGUUGAAGUGACAGUCAAAGUAUGUAAUGAACAAGGCACCAUGGUACUUGGUGUUAUAAUAAUUGGUAGUGGUGUAUCACCAAUUGAUCAGUAUCGUAGUAUAAUUUAUCAUCAUGAUGAUAAGCCAAAGUGGUUGGAAACAUUUAAAAUAGCAGUACCCAUUGAAGAAUUUAAGCAAGCACAUUUAAAAUUUACUUUUAAGCAUCGCAGUUCAAGUGAAGCCAAGGAUAAAUCAGAAAAGCCAUUUGCAAUGAGUUAUGUACGUCUUAUGCAACGCAAUGGUACUACUCUUCAAAAUACAAAUCACGAAUUAUUAGUUUAUAAAAUAGAUAAUAAAAAAUAUGACGAAGACGAUACAACUUAUUUCAAAUUACCAUCGACGAGGUCAGACUUUAUUGAGCUUAAUAGAGAAAAAAAAAUUACUUUAGGGUUUUUAAGCUUAUCCUCGAAAGAUAGUUUUUUUAUAUCAACAAAUAUAUGUUCAACAAAAUUAACACAAAACGUUGAUUUACUUGGUUUACUCAAUUGGUCAUCAACACCGAUGAACCUCAAACAAUCAUUAAUUGCAUUCAUGAAUGUGGAUGGGGAAGAAGUUGUUAAAUUUUUGCAAGAUGUUUUGGAUGCAUUAUUUAAUAUUUUGAUGAGUAAUUCCGACUGUGACGAUUAUGAUAACAUGGUAUUUGAAUGCAUUUUAUAUAUUAUUGGGCUUGUGUCCGAUCGUAAAUAUCAACAUUUUCAACCUAUAUUGGAUCUUUACAUAUCCGAAAGUUUUUCUGCAACAUUAGCAUACAAAAAAUUAAUUGCUGUAUUAAGAAAACGUAUUGAUAAUGCUGGUAAACAGACCAGUGAUUGCCAAGAACGUGAUAUACUACUUAAAACAAUGAAAAGUCUUCAGUAUUGCAUGCGAUUUAUUGUCGAAUCACGACUACUGUUUACUGAGCUUGAUCAAAAUGAAGAAGAAUUUUCCCUAACACUUACAGAUUUAUUAAAGUCUAUCGUUGACAUGAUGAAAUAUGAAACUGACAGUACAUUAUUGGUACAAGGUGCUUGUCUUAAAUAUUUUCCAACAACAAUACCUCAUCUUUUGCGUGUCUACAGUGGCAAACAACUGAGCACAAUUUUGACAGAAUUACUUAUGAUACUACCACCCGGAAGACUAACUAAACAAAAAAUGAUGACUGUUAAUGACAUUGUUCACAGCCCUCUAUUUUUGAAUGCUGAUUGUAGAGCUAUACUAUUACCCCGGAUAAUUGUACUUGUUCGUGACUUGCUGGAAGCAAAUGAAGAGGGACUUUCGAGUACGCCUGGAAAAAGUGUGGCAAAGGUAGCUAGAGUGCUGGGUGAAAACCGUCAUCGACUCAAUCAACAUCGGGGUUAUUCUGAAGAGGUAGAGUUAUGUGUAAAAAUAUUAUCCGAUAUUUUGGAGUUAACAUUUCGAAAAGAUGUUGGUUCAACAGUUUCUGACGUGAAAGAAAUAAUGUUGUGUGCACUGAGAACAAUCAUUCAAACAGUUAUAUCAAUGGAUAGAGAAAAUCCCCUUAUUGGAAAUUUAUUUUCUGUUAUGCUAUCAAUAUUCAGGCAAAUGACACCUCAUCAUUACAACAUCUAUAUUAAUCAUUUUCCAACCCGUAUAGAUUUACUCGAUUUUCUUAUGGAAAUUCUAAUGGUUUUCAAAGAUUUGGUUUUAAAAACAGUUUUUCCAGACGACUGGAGUGAAAUGAUUAUGAUACAAAAUAGCGUUAUUCUCAAGUCUUUGAGAUUUUUUUCUGGUACAAUAAGAGACUAUUUUUUUACUGAAUUUGAGCAACAAUCAUGGUCUAAUUUUUUUCAUUGUGCCAUCGCCUUUUUGACACAAGCACCACUUCAACUUGAAACAUUCACAUCAUCCAAACGAAAUCGAAUUAUUUCUCGAUAUCACGAUAUGCGCCGAGAAACAGCCUUUGAAAUCCGAUCAAUGUGGUUUAACUUGGGACAAUAUAAAAUAAUGUUUGUACCAAGUUUAGUGGGUCCAAUACUUGAGAUGGCUUUGAUACCUGAAGCAGAAUUGAGAAAAGCGACAAUACCAAUUUUUUUUGAUAUGAUGCAAUGCGAAUUUUAUAGUUCGAAAAUAGUAGACGGUUAUGGUGAUACAAAACGUGAUCCAGGUCAUAUAAAAGGUAACUUCGUUGAAUAUGAAAAUGAAAUGAUUGCGCAACUCGACAUACUUGUUGAAGGUGGUCGAGGAGAUGAACAAUUUUGUGAAUUAUGGGUCCAAGUUAUGGCUGUACUUUGUGAAAAUCAUUCAACAAUGCGUGAACAGGGUGUUAAGUUUGUUGAUGAUGUUUCAAAAUUAAUGGAACAUUUAUUACAGUAUCGUGAUAUUAUUAAUACUGAAUGCCAAGAACAUCGUAUGAUGUGUACUGUUAAUCUCCUUAAAUUUUAUUCUGACAUUAAUCGUAAAGAAAUGUAUAUAAGAUAUGUAAAUAAAUUAUGUGAGUUGCAUCUUGAAUGCGAUGAUUAUACUGAAGCUGCAUACACGCUUAAACUACAUAGUGAAUUGUUGGAUUGGAGUGAUCAACCAUUACCACCGUUAUUGCGAUCAAACCGCUACUCGCUAUGUCAAACACACCGUGAACUCAAAGAAGCACUUUAUAAUGAUAUUAUUGAGUACUUUGAUAAAGGAAAAAUGUGGGAAUGUGCCUUAACUGUUUGCAAAGAAUUAGUAACUCAAUAUGAAGAAAAAACUUAUGAUUAUUUGCAGCUUUCUGUAAUUUUACAACGAAUGGCUAAAUAUUAUGAUUCAAUUGUUAAACAAUUUAGACCAGAGCCUGGAUAUUUUAGAGUUGCUUAUUACGGACGGGGUCAUCCUUUGUUUCUUCAAAAUAAAAUAUUUGUUUACAGAGGCAAAGAAUAUGAAAGACUUAGUGAUUUUUGUACACGAACUUUGAAUCAAUUACCAAAUGCUGAAAGAAUGAAUAAACUUUCCCCACCUAAUGAUGAUAUUAUCAAAUCUAAUUGUCAAUAUGUACAAAUUAAUUCUGUUGAACCAUUAAUGGAUGAAAAAAAGCAUCGUUUAAGUGGCAAGCCAGUAACUGCUGAAGCAGUUUUAAAGUAUCACAAAGUUAAUGAUGUACAAAAAUUUCGUUUCUCACGACCAGCACCAAAGAAAGAUACAUCACUAUUUGCUUCAAAUAGUCAAUUAAAUUUCGAAAAAUAUCACGAUAAUAAUGAUAUUGAGAUUGACGCCGAUUGUAAAGUCACUGAUUAUUCUUCGAGCAAUGGAAAUAGUAAUAACAAUAACAAUAAUAAUAACGACAACGAGUUUGCAUCAUUGUGGCUGGAAAGAACAGUUUUAACGACCAGUAAUUCUUUGCCAGGCAUCCUUCGAUGGUUUCCUGUUAUUUUAAAUGAAACUUAUCUUGUCAGCCCGUUGCGUAAUGCAGUUGAAACAAUGCAAACUGCAAAUUCGAAACUUCGUAGUCUUAUAAUUACAUAUAAAUCAGAUUUAAGUCUCCCGCUCAAUCCAUUAAGUAUGAAACUUCAGGGUAUAUUGGAUCCAGCUGUUAUGGGUGGUAUUGAUAACUACGAAAAAGCAUUUCUCAAUCACAUCUACAAAGAGACCCAUCCACAAGAACGUUCUGACUUAUUGAAACUCCAAAGUCUCAUUGCUGAGCAAAUACCAUUACUGGGAGUUGGAGUUACGCUUCACAAAUCUCGAGCGCCUUCACAAUUGGCACUUUUUCAUCAACGAUUAGAGCAAUGUUUUUACUCUAUGAAAACUGAAGUUGAAAAAAAAUACGGCAAGCGUACAUGCGAUUUACAAAUUGAUGCACUGACACAAUCAGUCACUUUGAGAAAAGAUCAGCAUUACAAGAAUGAUAUUUAUUGUAUUUCUGAUAUUUCUACUUCACUAAACACAUUGGAGAGUAGUUCCAUACGAUCUCAUAUAUUAUCAUCAACAUCACUUCAGAAGGCAUUGGGAUCUUCUGGUGUAGGUACUAACAAAAAAAAAGAUUCGAAACGAAGACAUUCAAGAAAAAGUGAAAUAUCUGGAAGCAGAGAUUGCAAAGAACAGUCGACAAGUCAGUGGUAUACAACACCAGAGCUUUCAAUACAAUCACUAAGUUCUUCAAUGUCUUCCUCACUGAAUAUUACAUCAACUCCUGUAUUUGAAUUGCGACAAGAACUAACAUCAUCCCGACCUUUACGUUCAGAGAUUGAAAGAGAACGAAAGAAUCGUUGGUCUGGUCAAUCACAAACAUAUUCAUUGAAAAAUAUGAAUGAUUAUGAUAUGAGUGAUGCUAAAAUAAGAAAUCGAGAUAGUAUUGCGACAACAGAUAGUAAUGCUUCAGAAGAUGAUCUGCCACCUCCGCUACCAUUGAAAAUGCGAGAUUCUGAUUGUAGUCAUCUCCCUCAAGAAGAAAAUUUAUCUUACUCAAAUAAUCAUCUCAACUGCAGUGAUGAACUGGAAUCGCAGUUUUUAGACUGUCUGAAUAAACCACCAACACCUCCACCCAAACCAAGUCGUUCAUUUCAUAUAAUCAAUAAUAAAAGUGUCCAAAUAAAUGAUGAGAAUACUCUACAGAAUUCGACGGCCUGAAACUCUUAUAAUACAGUUAUAUUUAAAAUAAUCACCAAUUGAAGAGCUUGCCAUAAAAUCAUAUUUUUAUAUUUUUGAUAUAUUAUAUUCUACAAUAAGAAAUAAUUUAUUGAUAUUUUUAAUGAAUACGUACACAUUUUUGAUCGUUUUUUUGAACGAAAGAACUAUUUUAAUUUUAAUAUGCUAUAUUUUAUCAUCUAAUUAAAUCUAUAUUUAUUUUUUCCUGUUAUUAAACAUGAUGUAUAAAUGCAUUAUUUACAAUAUUCGAUUUUAUAAUUUUAUGAAUUUUCGUUUUCUGAUACAGUUAUACCGUUAUCAAAAAGCGUUUAAACGUAAGAAAAAUCAAGAGAAGAGAAAAAGAGACCAAAAGAAGUUAACAAAUAGUUCAUAAGACCCUUUUAAUUUUUGUUAUGUAUUUAUAGUCCGUAAGCUGAUGGCAAAAAAACUAGACUCAACCGUAUACGAAAAGAACUUGUCAAAUGGUAGUCCUUGGCACCUAGAACACGUUGCACAUACCCUCAAGCAGUUUUUUGGUCGCCCGUCCACAUGUAAGCCAGGUAAAAAAUCGAUUAUUCAGACUCCUCAUAAUUACAUAAUUUUUUGUUUAAAUACUUUUAAU